This is a messenger RNA of Centruroides sculpturatus (bark scorpion), 2191 nucleotides long. RefSeq names its product sialin-like. The transcript is spliced from 11 exons. Gene Ontology annotation, biological process: monoatomic anion transport; transmembrane transport. Gene Ontology annotation, molecular function: transmembrane transporter activity. The record is from RefSeq and is a predicted model, not a curated record. NCBI's taxonomy places the organism in Eukaryota, Metazoa, Arthropoda, Arachnida, Scorpiones, Buthidae. The coding region runs from base 29 to 1456 and encodes 475 amino acids.
UCGACGUUUAAACAGUAGUAAGUUAGCUAUGGCAUUGAAAAAAAGUGUUCCAGCACGUUAUGUACUAGUAUUAUUUAUCUUCCUGACGUCAAUGGUACUGAAAAGUCAGAGAGCGAUGAUGAACGUAGCAAUUUUAUCCAUGGUCAAUCACUCGGCGAUAUUUAUUAUGCAAAACGAAACACAUUCUGACGAAUGUCCCGGAGGUAACGAAGAAAAUGUCACAUAUACCUAUAUGGAGGGAACUCAUGUCUGGACACAGUCGACUCAAGGUAUUAUUCUUGGAAGUUAUUUUUAUGGUUACGUCUUUGCACAAGUGGUCGGUGGUUACGUGACAUUCUUAUUAGGUCCCAAAAACGUUUUCAUAGCUACUGCCUUAAUUUCAUCUAUAUUUGUAUUAUUAACUCCAACCACCACAAAUUACGGUGUUGCAAUUGUAUCAUUAGUGCAAACUAUAAUAGGCUUAUCACAGGGUUUAUUUUAUCCUGCAUCAUAUACUAUCUUAGCUAGAUGGAGUCCCGUAAAUGAAAAGUCAAGAUUCGUUUCUAUAUGUGCUAGUGGAAACCAAGUUGGCUCAAUCACAGGAAUGAUCGUAACUGGUUACCUCUGCCAAUAUGGAUUUGCCGGAGGAUGGCCAUCCAGUUUUUAUGUUUUUGGAACUUACGGAAUAUUCAUAUCACUGCUGCUAUGGUUUGUAGUUUAUGAAAGACCACAAGAACAUCCAAGGAUAUCUUCUACGGAAUUAAUGCAUUUAGAAGAAAAUGUGUCGAAUUUAUCUUCUCGAGAAACUAAAUUGCGUAUACCUUGGAAGAAAAUUUUACUUUCCAGAGUGUUAUGGGUUAUUGCAGUAACAAAAAUAUGUUGGGGCUGUGGAUUUUAUACUUUAUUGGCUAAACUACCAUCGUAUUUAAAAAUUAUGCUUCAUUUUCCUAUACAACAGAAUGGUUUGAUCAAUGCUUUAGUUUACUUUUCGGAUGCUAUAACAAUAUUUCUCUCUGGAUUUAUUGCCGAUUUUAUAAGAAAACGACAAUAUUUUAGUUUAACUAACACCAGAAAAAUUCUUGAAAGCAUUGGUAUGUUUGGCCCAGCAUUCUGUAUUUUAUCAGUUCCAUUUUUAGGGUGCGACAGCACUAAAGCUAUUAUAUCACUGACUCUUGCGAUGGGAUGCUUUGGUUUCUGCACUUCAGGAGAUGCCGCCAUAGUAUUCGAUUUGGCACCUGAUUUUGCAGGAGUGUUAUAUGGCAUCACAAGCGGUUUAGCUUCUAUUCCAGGAUUCAUAACGCCUUAUAUAGCAGGCUUAAUAUUAGAUAAGAAUCAAGGAAGCCUUCUUCAAUGGAGUUAUGUCUUCUACAUGGGAUCUUCCUUUUAUUUCGUUGGUGGAAUAGUGUUUAUUGUAGGAGCUUCUGCAGAAUUACAAAGUUGGGCUAUUCAGUCACCUAAUAAAGAUGAAAAAAAUUAAACUACUGAACAUUGAUGACAGGUUUCACCUAACCAGCAGACUUGCUACGUAGAGUUUGCCGAGUUUUCUUUAAAUGUCUAACAAGUGUCAAUUUCUCAUAGAAACAUAACUCUUGACAGAUCGUUCAUGUGUUGGAUACCGUAUGUGUUAGUUGCGUAGUUUAACACCACAUUUCAUUUUCUAUGAAUUUUAGAAGCAACAAAUGAUACUACUAUUUAGAGGUUUUGUUUGAGUAUAUAUAUGUUACCGGCCAAACUAGUUUGUCCUAGGCAAAACUUGUUUAUCCUACGCAUGUCAGGAUAUACUAGUUUAGCCUACGAUAAUCUAGUUUAGGCUAAAUACUUUAGACUUAACUAGUUUGACCUAGGCCGAACUUAUUUAUGUACUACAAAUAGGUGCCAGUGUAAAAAAAAAUGAUUUUGUGUAAUUCGAAAUGCCACCACAGUACACUCGGUGGUUAAAGUGUACCUAGGUAACUGUGCUUCAGUUAGGUUGGUUUGGUUUAGUAGGUUGGUAGGUUUGUCUAGGCAGUGCUUCAGUUAGGUUGGUUUGGUUAAAUUAACUACAUUUUUAGUAGACGUUUCCUUUUUUUUCUUUUGUUCAAGAACUACCGUGAAUCAAUAACUAGUGACGUUAAACAAUGGGCGGCCUGCCGGCAGCUUCCCUAUGGGAGGAGUCUGCUGGGAGCACGAACAGUCCGAAGUGCCACUAUUGGGGUUACCUAGGUACACUUUA